AUGCCAUGUGAGGUUCGGAUGACAGUGGAAUUUAAGAUGAGUGAAAUGAUCGAUCUUGAGUCAGAUGACUGUGCAUCUAUAUACAUCCUUAAUGUAGACCAACCAUCAUCCUCUGUAAAUCAGCCAAUUUGUAUUCCUCGCCAUGGAUUGCAGUCUCACUCCUCUCCUCUGUCACCACCUACAAGACUUCAGAGUCAUAAGAACUAUGAAGGAACUUGUGAGGUACCAGAAUCCAAAUACAGUCCACUAGGUGGACCCAAACCCUUUGAGUGCCCUAGUAUUCAAAUUACAUCUAUUUCACCUAACUGUCAUCAAGGGAUUGAAGCCAAUGAAGAUGAAUUGCACACAAAUGGCACAGAAAAUGAGUACAUGGAAAGGCCUUCACGGGACCAUCUCUAUCUUCCUCUUGAGCCAUCAUAUAGGGAAUCAUCCCUUAGUCCAAGUCCUGCCAGCAGCAUUUCGUCCAGAAGCUGGUUUUCAGAUGCUUCCUCUUGUGAGUCCAUUUCCCAUGUUUAUGAUGACGUAGACUCAGAGCUAAAUGAAGCAGCUGCUCGAUUUACCCUUGGGUCUCCUUUGGCAUCUCCUGGUGGUUCUCCAAGAGGUCCCAGUGAUGAAUCGUGGCAGCAGCCUUAUGGAUUUGGGCAUACCUUGUCACCUAGACAGUCUCCCUGUCAUUCUCCUAGAACUAGUAUUACAGAUGAAAAUUGGCUAAGCCCUAGACCAACAUCAAGGCCCUCAUCAAGACCCACAUCCCCCUGUGGGAAACGGCGACACUCCAGUGCUGAGAUCUGUUAUGCUGGUUCUCUCUCACCUCACCAUUCUCCAACUCCAUCACCUGGCCAUUCUCCCAGAGGAAGCAUAACAGAAGACACGUGGCUAAACAAUUCCAUCCAUAAUGUACAAGGCCUUAAUUCUGGCCUUUCACCAUUUCAGUGUUGUACAGAGACUGAUAUUCCUCUAAAAACAAGAAAGACUUCAGAGGAUCAGACUGCCACCUUACCUGGAAAAAUAGAUAUCUGUCCUGAAGAACAGGGUAACUUAUCGUCGUCCCUUGAAACUGCAGUAGAAGACUGCUCUGGAUCUCAGCACACCUUGAAAAAAGAUUUGCCCGGAGACCAAUUUCUUUCUGUUCCUUCGCACUUUACUUGGAACAAACCAAAGCCUGGUCAUACUCCUAUAUUUCGCACAUCUUCAUUGCCACCCCUUGACUGGCCUUUACCAAGUCUUUAUGGACAGUGUGAACUCAAAAUAGAAGUCCAGCCUAAAACUCAUCACAGAGCUCACUAUGAAACAGAAGGAAGCAGAGGAGCAGUAAAAGCAUCUACUGGAGGACACCCUGUAGUGAAGGUAGGAUCUGGCUUUCUUGAAUAA
Molecule: messenger RNA, 1371 nt
Organism: Merops nubicus (carmine bee-eater)
Lineage: Eukaryota; Metazoa; Chordata; Aves; Coraciiformes; Meropidae
Product: nuclear factor of activated T-cells, cytoplasmic 3-like
Biological process (GO): cytokine production; regulation of transcription by RNA polymerase II; calcineurin-NFAT signaling cascade
Cellular component (GO): transcription regulator complex
Molecular function (GO): transcription factor binding; RNA polymerase II cis-regulatory region sequence-specific DNA binding; DNA-binding transcription factor activity, RNA polymerase II-specific
Source: RefSeq, a predicted model, not a curated record